Messenger RNA from Oryzias melastigma (Indian medaka), 4717 nucleotides. RefSeq names its product bcl-2-modifying factor. Bases 365 to 901 code for a protein of 178 amino acids. The transcript has 4 exons. The record is from RefSeq and is a predicted model, not a curated record. Gene Ontology annotation, biological process: apoptotic process; negative regulation of autophagy; positive regulation of apoptotic process. Lineage: Eukaryota; Metazoa; Chordata; Actinopteri; Beloniformes; Adrianichthyidae. Gene Ontology annotation, cellular component: myosin complex.
UAAAGAUUUCGUUUUGUGCUUUCCAGUUUAUUGGAUUACUUUUUUGUUUUCAUUCAAACUGGGAAAUAAAAUUGAAACAUAAAAUUGUUUAUUUUAUGCCUUCUUUUACAGAGUUAACCAAAUGAGCUUCUGUGUUACUGUGGCUUGAUUGACUCCUAACCACAUUGAAUUGUGUGGUUUAUUCGCCGAGCUGAACAGACUCAUUUGUUUAACUAAGCGCUGAGCUCUUCACUUCCAGAGAAAGCACGGCAGUCGUUUCAUUUCCCCGUCCGCCGUGGUUUCAUUGAUCGGACCGUGCUCCUUACAGGCCAGACAGGUUGUCUAUAAUGAUAAUGAGUGCCUUGGAGGAAAAAAAAAGCAGAUAAUGAAUGCGUCUGAGAUCAUCAGAUUUAUUCAAGUGCCCCCCCGCAUGGACGAUGAGGAAGACGAUGUGUUCGAGCCGGACCCCAACAACUGGCGCACGGCGGUCAGGAAGAUAAAGUGUGAAGACCGGGGCACGCAGACGCCCGGUCCUGCCCUGGUACCAAACAACGGCAUGCUUCUCUGUGGACUUGCAGAGGAGCCCAGACCACUUUUCUACGGUAACGCAGGUUUUCGAUUGCACUUCCCAGCACGCUUCGAGCUUGCUGGGGAUCUUGAGGCGAGGCGGCACGACAGGGAAGCGGAGCGGGGCGGGAUGGAGCGGCUUCCCCGGCAGCAGCCUGCGGCACGCAGCACGGAGGCCUGCAUUGCACAGAAACUCCAGCUGAUAGGGGACCAGUUUCACCGGGAACGCCUACAACUGUAUCAUCAAAACCAAAGGAACCAGGGGCCGCUGUGGUGGCGCCUCACCACGGCCCUCGUCAGCCUUCUAUUGGAUAGAGGCUUUAUUGCUGGAGGGGGGGGUGCAGGACAAAGGUAAGGGGGAUUUACCCCCUUAUGUCCGAUGCCUUCAUCUCUGUUAGGAACUGGCCUCCUGUUGGCACUGUCAAAUAUAACACGGGUCUGUUUGAGGGAGAAAAAAGAGGAGACAAUAAAGGUCGCCGCGGGACGGAGACAUCCAUCUUUUCUUUUUUUUUUUUUUUUUUUUUUACAAGGUCACGUGCGUUUCUUGCAAGAAGAUGCCAUAAUCCUCCCAAGAUCCCUCUAAAGGACAAUGUUGAUAUUUUGUCAUACAUGUGGUGUGCUGGUUUUGUACAGUUGUCAAUUUUGCACUCUUAAACAUAGACCCACGAUAAAUGACCUCUGCAGACCCUGGGGAUGCCUUAUUCAGUGUUUUCUGUAAGAAGGAAAAAAAUUGAGUAUUUUUUAAAACAAGCAAAAAGUUACACAACAAGAAAAUGAAAGGGUGUGUGAUUUUUUUUUUUUAAUAUAUAUAUAUUUUUUUUAUCCUCUCAGUUGGAUCAGUUCAAUGGAUUUAUUUGCUCCCAAAGACGCAGCGUCUCAGAACAAUGCAUUUUGCACCCCACCUCAGCGGGAUGUUCAUUAUUUUAUCAUCAACUUAUACAUUUUAUUUUAUUUUUAAUCAUAAAUUGACAACCCUGAUUACUUUAAGACAAAAAACUGAAAUGACAUGAAGUUAAUGCACAUGAAAAAGUUGUCCCACUGUAAAAUAAUGAUCAAUUAUGAGCUCAAAUCUAAGACUUUUCAGAACGUUUUUGGUUAAAACAAAACGUCUUUAUAAACACACGAAAAAGGAAAGAAACCAUUCAGCAGCAACAAUUCCAGUCGGAAAAAACUGUAAAUUUGGUAAAUAAAACCGCUUUACUACUUGAUUAAAAUCGAGAUUUUAUUCCUUUGUUACCAUUUCCCUUUGAAGUAACAUUAGGACCCCUAUUAUGUCUUAAUUUUCAGAAAUAUAAGUGCAUUUGUCAAGAUAAUCUGACUGACAGAUUUAUAACAGAGGAUUGAUAGUGUUGUAGUUGUAGCACAUUAAAGACAUAAUGAUAAAAUCAUGGGGUGCUUUUAUUUUUAUCUUGUAAAACAUCAACGCACCAUGCACUAAAUUCGAACAAAAGGUUAAAGCACACUGUUAAAAGGAGCAAUCCUCCCAAAAUAAUUCAGUUUGCCAACUCUAUUGUGUUUUUUUAGAUUCUUUUUAUUAUUAUUUUGUAAUUUUUUCCCCCAAAAUGUCUAACAAAUAGUUUUAUCUUAGCUGCAUCCUCGUGUAUGUGAUUGUUUUCAGACCUCCAUGCCCUUUGAAGUGGAGCUGUGGAUCCACUGUUUUUGCACUAGACUUCCACCUUUUUGAAGAGUUCCGAUUGUUACCAAGUCAACUUCUGUCUUGCAUGAAGGGUUUUCAUUUGCGCAACAUUUCAGAUGUACUGGUUCAAGGCGACCGAUCAGUGUUGAGGCCCGACUGAGCACAGUCCGGGUCUGAAGUGGAAGUCGGUUUCUCCAUUUGUCUGUUAAGAGUUGGAGCUUCCAGCAAAACAAUGUUUGCUUUUCCCCUUUUCUGAAAGAAAAUUCAAACUCAAAAUCUCUUUUCCACUCAGGACAUGUUUGCCGGGUUUACUUCGUCAUAUUUUGUUGUUGUUGGUGCUGAUUUUCAGAUUAGGAUCUAUAAUGCGAGCACAACCAACAAUGGGUCAGCAGUUUCUGAAAUGAAAAAGUGAAAGAUAAAGACUGUAAUUUUUCUAUGAAUAUGUUUCAAAACACUGUUAAAAAUGCUGUUCUUUUGUUUUUUUCUCGCCUUACCUUGCCUGAUGUUUUGAAUCUAAGGAGCAGCACACGUCAGGGGUCUGUGCUGGAAUUAGUCACCUCUCACAUGUGUCAACUUUAUCACUGCACCAAUCAGUUUGUGCAUUUUUUCUAACUCUCAAAACGUCUCAGGGACAGAUUUCGUUGGCUACUGGAAACCUUGAGAAUCCGUUACACAGUUACAGGAAGAGUAAUGCCCCCCUACCUAAUCCAAAGUGAUAUAAAGUCAUUUACGAGUCCUCCCCCUCAGGCAACUGUCCUGUGUGACUGAGGAGUCGGAUUUGCUGGUUGUGGCGGUGACGAGGCCUUCUGAGUAUGAGGCGUAUGAGGUGCACUGAAAGCGGUUGUGGUUAUAGUUUCCUGCGGAUCCUGAACGCUGAGCCAGUCCUCUGUAGCGCCUCGUCCCUCCACCCCCCAUCCUCCUCAAUGGCUCCUGACCUCCUCUUUGUGCUGCUCCUUCAUGACGCAUAUUUUCUUUGUAAUUUAUUUUGUUUUUCUCUUUUAUUUAUUUUGAUUUUUUGGUAAUAGUUACCCAUCUCUACUGUAUACAUGUGUGUGUGCAAUCACUGCUUGUUCUCUUCUUCCUGUUUUGGACUCAGACUUUGACCCCGCGCAGCAUGUUGGUCAUCACUGCGCCUCGCGUCGCUUCCUGUGAUACUCUUAUUUUGGCAUCGCUCCUCUUCCAGUGGGGGGGAAAAACCUGCUAUUAGGACAUAAAAACCCCUCUGUCACUUCACAUGAGUUAACGUCUCCUAACAUAAAUAAAAAAAACAUUGGGAGGGAGAUUUUCACAAUAAAAGGUUGCAAUUUUCCAUAUAAACCACCCCAACAAAUUUAGACCCGUUUUAUCACCCCCACCACCGCUCUGUAUGUGGUUUCAGACAUGCAGUAGUUUCAACAGUCUGUCAACACAUCAUGACUAAUCCCUUUUACCCAAUGAGUCAUUUCCCAUCCCAUAAUGAGAGUCAUGACGGGAAGGAGUAUAAAAGUGCAGCCGCUAAGGUUCCCCCAAGUCGCAGGAUGUCAGGACGGUUGUGAGUCCUUUUGAUAAAUGGUUGUGUUGUAAUCAAAAUGCACUGGAAAGUACUUUGUUUCUUUAAAACUUUGAGGUCUCUUUCCUGUUGUGCGUUAAUGUAUAGUAUAUACUCUGGAUCGUUCUUUUGGGCCAGUCUGGCCGCAUGUCAGUCGUAUAUCUGUACAUUUACCCUGUAGGUUCAGGCCUGUUGAUUUAUUGAUAAGGGAAACAAGCCACCAUAGUGCCCCUUUUUUUUUAAACAAAAAUGUUCUUAGUGGUGUUCCUAAAAUGCACAAAUGGAUGUGUAUUUUAUGGAAAGCAUCAAUUUAAAACCUGUUUUUCCCUAAAUGGAAGUUGCUUUGCUUACGAAAAAAAUAGAAGAAACUUUUUGACUUUUUAUCUAAUUUUUAUUGACUUUCUUACUUUUUUUUAGAUUGUAUUUUGUGAAGAGAAACUGUCUAUUUUUUAAGGACACUUCACGGUUGUAAAAUCUUGUUUUAUUUCGCGCAGGAUCUUUUUUAAAACCACGAAGUAGAGAGAAUUUUUUAAAAAAAACUUGGACCAUUCCUGGUAUCUGAUGUAUACACAAAGUCAGGCAAACCCAAAUAAGUCAUGAUUUGGUUGAUCUGGCUUUCUGUAGCCUCGUAAGUCCUGCAAAUUUGUUUUAUUUCAUGUACAUGUUUUGCUUAAAACCCUUGAAUAUGCCUUUAACUGCUCAGUUUCAAUGAAGUCUUGAUUAUCACACACUCUCUGUUAUACCAAGAAAUGAGACCCAGCGAAAAUGUAGCAUUUUUGUAAACAUUGGCUGUGUGUUUUCGAGACUUUACUGUGCACUCAUUUUUGCGUGUUUAUAUAAUAAAUAUAUAUAUUUUGGUUGUUGAUAUGAUAUGGAAGUAAAGAACAUUUGUUAUGUAGUGCAAUAUGCUGUACAUACAGAGCUUUGCUCUACAAAUCUUUUUUUUUCCUGGAUUUUCUUGUUGUUUAUUGGUACUUUUUUCAAUAAAACUUUAUUGACAAUGUCAA